UGCCCCUGGGUGUAAUGUGUACAGUUAUACAACCCUAAAUGUAGAAAAACACUGAACAUCCUCCUUAAAUGAUCGUCUGUCGGCUUAUACAACGUGAAAAAGAGGGUGUUUCUUUGUGCAUGACUCAUUAUGGAGAUAUAGAUGCUAAAUAAUUUGGGAAUUGGCGUGCAUGUCCCAAAAAACCCGGGCGGGGAAGCGAAAUGAAACAAACAACGAUGGGGGAAGUUUGCAAAGAGAAGAACUCAGAGUCAUGGCUUUCUGUCAUUUGGCGAAUCUGCAACCUUUUCAUGUCUGUGUUCUUCGCUCUUGCAACAUAUGUUCAGAUUAACGACCCAGACGCAGGGUUGUGGAUGGUUGGUUAUGGCGUUCCCGCAGUCCUGUGUGCAAGCAUUGGAUUGAACCCCCAUGUGACAGAAACGUUGCCAUGGAGGCGUAUUGCAGAUCUCCAUGUGAUGAUUUCCACUGCUGUGGUUGCCAUAUUGGGAUGGAGACUUUGUAAAGAGCGAACCACAGAUAUCUUCCAGGAGGAGGAGGGCAGAGAAUUUUCUGGUCUCAUGCUGACACUUGUUUGGCUUCUCCUUUGUCGCCACUCUGGAAGGUCUCCGGUGGGGAUGUUCAGAGUCUCCACGGCAACUGCCAUCACAGUGUUCCCCUUUGUGGCCUGGCUUUACUAUUACAUCAAUACAGAGCUGAGAGCAAACUGGCCUUCACACUGUAAAACUGCUAUUUAAACAUCAACUACUGUUCCUUUUGUUAUGUUCUCUGACUGAAAACCCUGGACCAACGAUGCUGCUCAAGUUAACAUUUUUUAGUAGCAUUAAAUACAAACAUAUGACAGUUGAGCUGUCAUAAAGUAUUUUUCAUCAAAGUAUUUUUCAUCAAAUGUUGACCUACUGUUUUUCUCUAUAAAGUGCAAUUGAUUGUGGAAUGUUCAUUGUUUUUUCUGUCAAUUGAAGUAUAAAUAAUAUGCAAUAAAAUAAAAAGUGAAUCA
Messenger RNA from Notothenia coriiceps (black rockcod), 991 nucleotides. RefSeq names its product transmembrane protein 220 (gene tmem220). The coding region runs from base 201 to 731 and encodes 176 amino acids. NCBI's taxonomy places the organism in Eukaryota, Metazoa, Chordata, Actinopteri, Perciformes, Nototheniidae. The record is from RefSeq and is a predicted model, not a curated record. The transcript is spliced from 7 exons.